UCUCCAAAAGCUCCAAUGGCACCUACACUUUCUGUUUCUCACUCUUCACUCCUUCCCAUCCACUCUCUCACUUCAUCCCCAGCUCUCUUCCGUUCAUCCAUCGCCUCCCUUUCGUCAUCCUCUCUAAUUCUUCCAUCAAACCCAGAAAUUCCCUUCUUGUCAUCAUGCCCUCCCAAGUUUCAUCACCUCUUACACUUCCCCAUAAAUCACCAUCACCACCACCACCACCAUCCCAUUUUGCUGUUCACUGCGUUAGACUCUCCCCCUGUUGACACCCAAACUUUUCUUGCCACCAUUACUGUUAUAGCUGCCAUUUCUCUUUCUCUCUUUUUGGGUCUCAAGGGGGAUCCAGUUCCUUGUGACAAGUGUGCUGGCAAUGGUGGUACAAAAUGUGUGUUCUGCAAUGAUGGUAAAAUGAAGAUGGAAACAGGAUUGGUUGAUUGCAGGGUUUGCAAGGGUGCAGGAUUAAUACUCUGCAAGAAAUGCAGUGGCUCUGGAUAUUCAAGAAGGCUAUGACAAGAUUCCCAGAUUUUUCCAAUGUUUGAUGAUGAUUUUGUGAGGCCAAUUCAACCAUGCUAUCUGAACAUCACAAAAACAAGAGUGUAAUUAAGUUGUGUCUCUGGCUCCCCAAGUUCACAUGAUAUUAAGAUGCAAUUGAAUUAAAAUGUUUUAUUUUCCUUACUAAUUUCCAAAAUAAUAAGGUAUUUCAUCA
Molecule: messenger RNA, 712 nt
Organism: Ipomoea triloba (trilobed morning glory)
Lineage: Eukaryota; Viridiplantae; Streptophyta; Magnoliopsida; Solanales; Convolvulaceae
Product: protein disulfide-isomerase LQY1, chloroplastic
Exons: 4
Coding region: 16-516 (166 amino acids)
Source: RefSeq, a predicted model, not a curated record